AUGUUAGCUGUUGGGCAGAUGGAUGCUAACCGGCAGAGUGCUUUCGUGCUAGGCAGUACACCGCUGGCGGCGCUGCACAACAUGACCGAGAUGAAGACGUCUCUCUUCCCCUACGCGCUGCAGAGCCCCGCCGGCUUCAAGGCGCCGUCGCUCACCAACCUCAACUCGCAGAUCCCCGUCGGGACGCCGCACGGAAUAAGCGACAUCUUGGGGAGACCCAUCACCACGGCGGGCCAGCUGCUCUCGGGCUUCCCCCGGAUAAGCGGCUUGGCCACCACCGCGGGGAUGUACUUCAACCCGGCCGCCGUCUCGCGCUACCCGAAGCCCCUGACGGAGCUGCCGGGGCGCGCGCCCAUUUUCUGGCCCGGAGUGAUGCAGAGUUCCCCGUGGAGAGACCCCCGCGUGUCCUGCCCCUCUCAAGCAAACGUGAUGCUGGACAAGGACGGCAAGAAGAAGCACUCCCGGCCGACCUUUUCAGGGCAGCAGAUUUUUGCACUGGAGAAAACUUUUGAGCAGACGAAAUACCUCGCCGGCCCGGAGAGAGCCCGGCUGGCCUACUCGUUAGGAAUGACCGAGAGCCAAGUCAAGGUGUGGUUCCAGAACAGGAGGACCAAAUGGCGGAAGAGGCACGCGGCGGAAAUGGCCACGGCGAAGAAGAAGCACGACUCGGAGACGGAGAAGAUGAAGGAGAGCUCGGACAACGAGGACGACGACGAGUACAACAAGCCGCUGGACCCGAACUCGGACGACGAGAAAAUAACGAGACUGCUAAAAAAGCACAAGGCCACGAACCUUGCCCUCAUCAGCCCCUGCAGCAACAGCUCGGACACGUUGUGA
Lampris incognitus (smalleye Pacific opah) is the source of this 837-nucleotide messenger RNA. RefSeq names its product NK6 homeobox 2 (gene nkx6-2). Gene Ontology annotation, molecular function: RNA polymerase II cis-regulatory region sequence-specific DNA binding; DNA-binding transcription factor activity, RNA polymerase II-specific. Gene Ontology annotation, biological process: regulation of transcription by RNA polymerase II; cell differentiation. The coding region runs from base 1 to 837 and encodes 278 amino acids. The record is from RefSeq and is a predicted model, not a curated record. NCBI's taxonomy places the organism in Eukaryota, Metazoa, Chordata, Actinopteri, Lampriformes, Lampridae. The transcript is spliced from 3 exons. Gene Ontology annotation, cellular component: nucleus.